This is a messenger RNA of Cajanus cajan (pigeon pea), 480 nucleotides long. The record is from RefSeq and is a predicted model, not a curated record. NCBI's taxonomy places the organism in Eukaryota, Viridiplantae, Streptophyta, Magnoliopsida, Fabales, Fabaceae.
AUGGAAAUGGAGGAUAGGAUUAGAGCCUUAGCUGAUGGAAUCUUGGGCCACAUUCUCUCUGUUCUCCCAACUCGUGACACCAUCGCCACUAGUUGUCUCUCCAAGAGGUGGUGUCCAUUAUGGCGUUCCGUCCCUGCUCUCGACCUCCACCUAGACGAUCAAACCUAUUUCCAAAGCGGUUGUAUCUACUCCCCUUUCUUAAACUUUGCCUAUGCCACCCUCCUCUCGCACAAUGCACAACAACCUCUCAUGCUUGUACGCUUACGCAUCAACACUCGCGUGGGCCCAAACUACAUCUUCCCAAAGGCCCACUUCAACAUAUUGAUUAAGGCUAUCAUUGAGCGGGGCAUCAAGAACCUCCACCUCGAGAUGCCCCUCACGCUCCCAUUGCCUAGUAGUGUCUUCAAUUGCAAAACCCUCGUUGUUCUCAAGCUAUGGCAGGUUGGAUUCUUCGUGGGUGUCCCGUUCUGGAAGAGUUGA